AUGCCAGCGAGAACUCGCAAGAGAAAGACCUCUGAGGAGGAGGAAGCAGGUGCUGAGCAAGUCACCAAGCCCGCCACCAAGACCGCUCGGACGACCAAGAGAAAACCCAAAGCCGGGCAAGGAGAUGCGACGAAAGGUGACACGGGGGCUGCGAAGAAAGGGCGGGCGGGUGCCAAUAGUGGCUCGAGUACAGGUGGAAGGAAGCAGGCGAAGCCAUCUGCGUCGGUAGCCAAGCGCGAGAUCCGGAAGCAGGCUGACGAUUUGCUCCUCAUGUUGGAAAAUCGAUUGGAUGGUGCUGGGUCACACAUAGGAUCUGGCGCUGCUAGAGGCAGUCUGUUCAGUUCCAAAGUUGAUGCAGUCCUGAAAGAGACUGGCGACAUUGGACUCAACAAGGCAAUCGAUACUCGUUGUGUCGUAUUCGAGAGUGUACACGGACGUAUAAAGCACUUGCAAGAGUUAAUGGACGAAUUCGACACCAUCAACAAGAGCUCCAUCAACAUCAGGAAGCCCACCGAGGGCCAACAGUGGACUCAAGAUGCAGAGAACGUCGCAAAGGUUGAUAAGAAGGCAAUGGAGAUUGCUAUACAGAUGCUCAACAGGGUAAUCAUUGCCGGUGAAUACUCGAAUCUUUCACGUGCAUCGGCAGGUUCUGGCAGCGAGGUUGAGCAGGCCGCUUGGAAGUGGUUGGAAGGCGGCAUGCCAGCAGCCGAGGACACUUGGGGAUCGGCAGCACGAGAGACAGUCCGGGCUUUUGCGGCAAUCACCAAGCUUCUGUCAUGA
Molecule: messenger RNA, 780 nt
Organism: Trichoderma reesei QM6a
Lineage: Eukaryota; Fungi; Ascomycota; Sordariomycetes; Hypocreales; Hypocreaceae
Exons: 4
Coding region: 1-780 (259 amino acids)
Source: RefSeq, a predicted model, not a curated record